Messenger RNA from Paramuricea clavata, 4605 nucleotides. The record is from the annotation of a GenBank genome assembly. Lineage: Eukaryota; Metazoa; Cnidaria; Anthozoa; Malacalcyonacea; Plexauridae.
UACAAGGAGUGUCAGGCCCCAAAUUUUGUGUCUUGACUUCGAUUUAAAGAAUAAUAUUAUGGUUUUAUUGACUGAUAACUUGAUGUACUUAUUUUCGAAUUUAAAAUAUUUUAUUAUGACUACCUAAACCAAUUAGACCCUCUAAAAUUUUUUUCUGCUUGUGUUAUAUAGACUGCUAUCUCAAUUUUCAUUUACUAUAAUGGCUGGUAAAAAAAAAGAGUUUGGUGUGGCUUUUUCCGGUGGUGGCAUUCGGUCAGCGGCCUUUUGUUCAGGAGUUCUGCGCAGGCUCAUUACAAAAAAGAAAGAGCCUGAUUUCUUGAGCUGCGUGUCAGGUGGUGGGUACACAGGCAGUGCUUAUGUCCAGUGGAAAUACCAUAAAGGAACCCAACCCGGCUGGACAGACGCGUUCUUUGACCAUAUGAGGGCACGCACAGGCCAUUUUUGCAAUUGGCAAGAUUGGUUUCAGGGUAUUGUUGAUUCUUGUGUUUUAGUCUCUUUACUACUGUUUGUCGCAAUAAUAUUUCCAAUUGUUGGCUGGGGCUCUUUUGCUUGUCCAAUUGCUUUCGUCGUGAACCUUUUGUAUGGUCAUUUUCUUGAUGGUAAACUGUGCAGAACAAAUGCUGGUGGCAUUGAUUGUCGAGAACGCACAUACCUUUUUUUUGUUUCAUUUGUUAUUUUUAUUGCAUUUCAUUUGCUUGAAUAUUGUUUUGAUGGUUCCAGGGAUAAUAAAAAUUAUUUGAAGAUGAAGGCGCCAAAAGUGGUCUUAAAAUUAGGUCAGUUCUUUUCUGGUGCUACUUUCGCUUUCACGUUCUUCCCGUGGUUUAUCAACGACUAUUUGCAAUACACAGAUCUUGUUAUAAGAAUUGCCAUUGUUGCCUUCACAGCCGUUUUCUGGUUUUUCGUUCCACUUUUGCGCAAAUAUUCCUCGCUAGUUAUUUUGAUCUAUGCUUACUCUUUUGUGGUCUACUGGCACGUUUACAAGGGGGAUUUGUUCACUGUAAAAUAUACAGAGAAAAGAUUCCGAAACGGUAUGAUUGGGUCUUUGGUCGUAUUAGGAGUGUUCUCGGUUCUUGGCGAUUUUCCACUUCGUUUGGUUCACAUAUAUAACAGGUUGGUAUUUGAUAAACAAGUGUUAGUUCGGUAUGACGUCACAUGCAGAAAUGAGUCCCAUUUUUCUCAUGUGAAGAAGCGUUGAAUUAAAAAUAGCAGGCCUAAGGUCUAGGCCCAUGCCAUCCAGUCGCUUGCUGAUUUGGUAUAUUUAUGAUGUCAUAUGUGCAGAGAGCUUAUAUAUUGUAUAGUCAUGAGGAUAAAUGAUUAAUCUCUAAAAAUGAGUAAUGCUCUCUCGAUUUUCCGGUUCUUCUUUUCAGAUGGAGACUGCAGAAAGCCUUCUAUACUGAUAAAGAAGAACAGUGUUGUUAUUGCUACGAUAUUUUCCCUGGAGGCCACUGUCCACAAGGGUGUUGCCUGUCUUGCAGGUGUCCGCCUCAGGACAACCCAGGCCACACCCACAACCAAACGAAUGGCAACAGAAGCCGAGCAUUGACGUUGGCAGACUUGAAAAAUGUAAAACCCCAGUAUAUAAGUAGUGUGGUAGUGAAUGGAUGGCACAGAGAAUACGAGCGAAAAUACUCUCUGCUCACUAUGAGCCCUCGAGGUUGGUAGAGUUUAAUGUCUUUAAGCAGUGUCUGAGAACAAACGCAAAUUAUAACAAGCGAGUUAUCAAACUGAUAUCACGAUGUGUUAUGUACGAGUCAAAUCCAACCGCGAUCAGCUCCCCCCCCCCGGGCAACCCCCAGGGCAUUUGACUUAACAUUACCCCCGUAUAGGCGGGAAUUUGACAGCCCGGUCGGGAAUUUGACGGCCCGGCCGGGCAUUUGACCACUUGACAACAACUUGCUCAGCAGUUUUCCCUAAAAAUAUGUGUACAUUCUAGCGCUUUACGAGUUUUCUAUUUUGCGUCUUUUCGAUAGUUUGAAAAUUGCUUCUGAAUCACAAAUAUGAAUCAUAGAUAUAUGAUACAAUAUGCCCGGCCUAUGUCUGGCCUAUUUUUCGUUCUUUUUAAUCUUGAAAUACUUGUUAAAUUUAAUUUUAGUCAAAAUUCCAGAAACAGGACUACCCCUAUAACAGGGCAUUUGACUGUGGUUUCUGCCUGUCCGGCCGGGCAUUUGACCAAUUAUAUUUUCAAAAGUCAAAUUCCCUGGGGGUUGCCCGGGGGGGCCUGAUCGCGGUUGGAUUUGACUCGUACAUUAACACUGCUUAUUCCCAGUUGUUGUGACAAGUCUGGAAUAAGUUGUUAUCACCUUGUUACAAGGUUGACAACAGUGACAGACUUGCAACAAGACUAAUACAGACAGUUCGCAACAAUUAAGUUGCUACGAGCUUGUUGUCACUAGCCCAGCGAGCAGGUUAGUUGUCAUCAACUUGUUAGAGGGUCCUGAAGGGGGGGUCCCAAUCCCAUUUCCCACCUGAAAUUUUGGCAAAAUCCCAGUCCCAGUUGAAUUUUUACUAGAAAUCCCAGUUCGAGUUAUUGAAAUCACAGUCAAUAAAAAACCCUUUAUUUAUCGGUAGAAUAAACAGUUUUGAGACUUUUUAAGCCACCGGGGGGAGGGUCGUGCUGAAGGCACGGAAAAUUUUUAAAUUUGAAUCCCGGAAAUGGCAUUUGCAGCAUUCUGAGACGCGCAUAAUCAUAAAACCAAGAAUUCCGGGCGCCAGAGUAUGCCUGUUCGCAGUUAGUGCUGUGAAUAAUAUAGUUAACAACAAAAAUCAUGACCAAAGACACCAAAAACAGAUCAAAAUUGUAUUUUAAAAUACUUAAAACGUGGAAAAAUUGGGAAUCGAUUCACAUUUCCUCAAUCCCAUUCCCAUUUUUGAGGACUUCAUUUCCCAUUCCCAGUGGCCAAAUCCCAGUCCCAGCAACCCAAAUCCCAUUUUCCCAGUCCAAAAAUAGGUCAAUCCCAAUUCCCAUUUUACCCCUUCAGGACCCUCUUGUUAACAACUUAUUACGUACAGACUUGUUACUCCUUGUUGAAACAGCUUGCUGUAAGUCUGUUGGCCUCAUUAACCUUGUUACAAGAUGAUAAUACAAGAUCCCAGCGGGCAAAAUGACGUUUAUGCAACGUUGAAUCAACGUUGGAAAUGACCUUCCAGACGUUGGAUGGACGUUGAAAAAGGGUUGACUAUGCAAAUUGGAUCGACGUUACUGUUUCGACGUUGAAAGAACGUUGAAAUUAGGUUGCCAAUCUCGUCAACCAUAAUUCAACGUUUAAUCCACGUUAGACAACGUUGAGAUUGGUUCACAAAUCGACGUCGUACAUUUAACCAUGAAUGAACGUUAAUUCAACGUCUGUUGGCUGCUGUUGAACCAAUGUUUGUAAAACAACGUCAGAGCAACGUAGAUAUUAGGUCGUCGACGUCGCAACCUUUUUUCUACCAAAUUUCAACGUUGAAACAACGUCGUGUGCCCGGUGGGAUGAUGAUUGUUCCUCAGAAACCAAACUCACUGUGCCCCUUGAAAAUGACACUCUUCAAGCCAGUGCUGCAAAAAUUUUUAAUGUUUUACCCCUAGAAAUUAGAAACUGUUGUGUUUUUAAUGAUUUUAAGCGAACUGCUAAAGCACACUAUUUUGAAGUGGCAAACGAAAGAUUAAAUAGGGAAUAAUUUAAUAAUUAAGAAUUAUUUGAAUUUGAAUUUUAGCCAGGGACGCCGGAAAGAUGUGAAGGCAAGGGGGGCAGAUUUUUGUGAAAGGGCACUUUUGAAUUGAUAUAUACUAAGAGAUGUUUGCAAAACAUCGGGAGUUGAACUUUGCUUAAUCAUGUUUUCUAUUUAUUGGAUGAUAGGAGUGUGAGGGGAUUCUCCGCCAGGCGAUUGUGCUAUUCUUGAAGCUCGAUGACCGCAUUUCUUGCAAAUUCGUAAAAGAAUUGCACUAACAUUUCUGACAAUUCGCUAUUUCUGAAAGGCAAUCCUUUAAAUUGAGAGGGCACCUUUGCCGCCCUUGCCCCUCCUGGUAAAGGGCAACGGGUGCGGCUGCCCCUCCUGUCCCCCAGUUCCGCGUCUCUGAAUUUUUAGCAUGUUAAUAACUUAUAGAACCUUUCUAUUUUAUAACAAGUGUAGUAUAGUAUUUUUUUUACAGAUGAAGAGCCACUCACGUGGAAAUACUGUAAUAAAAUCAUUAUUAUUGUUUUAGACUUGUCAACAAUUUGAAACAAGAAGCACAGUGCUUUAUCAGAUAUAAAACACUCGCGCUGCGCUUUCGUGUUUUAUAUCUGAUAAAGCAUUUCUGUUCGUGUUUUAAAUAUAGUAGUUAAUGUUGUAUACUCGGGUCUGAUAAUACAAAUGAUUCCUCCAGGUAUGUCUGUGAUAGUGAAGCAGCCAACAACUGUGGUACAGGUAGAAGACGACCAUGAUUUCGGAAACAAACUGAAACCGAGCGAUAUUAAACUAUCGUCAGCUAUGGCAAUGUCUGCCGCGGCUGUUUCGCCGUAUCUUGGAAAAAAUGAAGAAAGCGAAAGACAAUUAACACAUAUUUUGACCGUGUGUGGCAUAGAAAUGGCUGCAAAUAUUGUGUACGAUAUGGAGAGCGAAAGAAAUGAGCAUUGCUGUGGACAG